Anisakis simplex (herring worm) is the source of this 1299-nucleotide messenger RNA. The record is from the annotation of a GenBank genome assembly. Lineage: Eukaryota; Metazoa; Nematoda; Chromadorea; Rhabditida; Anisakidae.
AAAAACAAGACGUCACGAAGAGAUGGACAUCACUUCGUUCGACCCCUUUUCCCGACGACACUUCUUAACCGGUCAUUUCUCAACCCCCACGCCCUCGCUCAUCAUCUAUAUAAGACUCGAGGAUCAUCGGAUCAACAUCGUCGUCCGGAGAUGUUCCGCGAGAUAUUAGCAAUUGUUAUUUUCGCGGCGUUCGCCAGCGCAAUUCCGGUCGAUAAUGGUGUCGAAGGAGAGCCAGAAAUUGAAUGUGGUCCAGCCUCGAUUACGGUUAAUUUCAAUACGCGUAAUCCAUUCGAAGGACACGUCUACGUGAAAGGACUUUACGAUCAAGAAGGGUGUCGCAAUGAUGAAAAUGGCCGUAGUGUUGCCGGUAUCACGCUGCCGUUCGAUACGUGUAACGUUGCUAGAACUCGCUCGUUAAACCCACGCGGUAUCUACGUGACGACCACUGUAGUCAUCUCAUUCCAUCCACUCUUCGUUACGAAGGUUGAUCGUGCUUAUCGUGUACAAUGCUUCUACAUGGAAGCCGACAAAACAGUUAGCACUCAAAUUGAAGUGUCCGAGAUUACAACUGCCUUCCAGACACAAAUUGUACCCAUGCCAGUGUGCAGAUACGAGAUUCUUGACGGUGGACCAAGUGGACAACCAAUUCAGUUCGCAUUGAUAGGUCAACAAGUAUAUCACAAAUGGACCUGUGAUUCAGAAACCGUUGACACUUUCUGCGCAGUUGUGCAUUCAUGCUACGUGGAUGACGGUAAUGGUGAUAAGGUUGAGCUGAUCAAUGAAGAGGGCUGUGCGCUUGAUAAAUACCUUCUCAACAACCUUGAAUAUCCAACCGAUUUGAUGGCAGGACAAGAGGCACACGUCUACAAAUAUGCAGAUCGAUCGCAAUUGUUCUAUCAGUGUCAGAUCAGAAUAACGAUCAAGGAACCAAACAGUGAAUGUGAACGACCCAAGUGUACUGAACCACAAGGAUUCGGAGCCGUCAAGGCAGGUGGAGCCGCAGCCGCAGCGCCAAGACCAGCACUUCGACUUCUCAAGAAACGUUCUGCCGAUUACGAUAACACAAUGGACGUACGCACUGAUAUCAGCACUCUCGAUAUCUCUGAUCAGGAACAAGCCCUUCCGGUCGACCUCCGUCAUCGGGUACGUCAUCACUACGGUCAACCAGUGGUACUCUCAACCGUCCAAGGUGGUAUUUGCAUGUCUCCAAUGGGCUUCUCGAUGUUCAUGGGAUUGGGUGUGGUAGUUAUUGCAGCAGUCGUUGUACUUAUUUCGUUCAUGCGUCAGCGCAAAUACUGA